This is a messenger RNA of Desarmillaria tabescens, 992 nucleotides long. RefSeq lists its product as uncharacterized. The transcript has a single exon. Gene Ontology annotation, biological process: proteolysis. Gene Ontology annotation, molecular function: cysteine-type endopeptidase activity. The coding region runs from base 81 to 899 and encodes 272 amino acids. NCBI's taxonomy places the organism in Eukaryota, Fungi, Basidiomycota, Agaricomycetes, Agaricales, Physalacriaceae. The record is from RefSeq and is a predicted model, not a curated record.
CUAGAUUUUGGGCGGUCGUCAUUGGCAUUGAUGCAUACAGAGUAUCUCCACUGCGCGGCUGCGUGUCAGACGCUUUGUUAAUGGAGAAAUUCUUAACGGAGCACCUUGGCGUGCCCAAAAUACGGGUUCGCCGCCUUAUCGGUACCCAGGCAAAUACAUUCCCAGACGAUCCCUCUAUUCCCUCCCGUGUCAAUAUUAUUCGAACCCUUCUCAGUGUCAUGACCAACCCGCAGAUCGAGUAUGGCGAUAACAUCAUCGUCUAUUAUUCUGGACACGGCUCGCACUACUCCUGUUCAGAGUACUUCCAGAGUCGGGACACGGACUCUGACGAUGAGGAAUCCUCUGCUGCAGGGAGCGGAUCUAUUGAGGCCCUCUGUCCGAUGGACCGUAACACUCUCGACACCAACGGUAUCCCUGUCCCUGACAUCAGCGACCGAGAGAUCAACACAAUCCUUUUCCAGAUCUCUCGCAUCAAGGGACAUCGAAUUACUCUUAUCCUAGACUGUUGUCACUCCGGUGGUAUGACCCGGGACCUGCCUGAACCAGGAGUUCGCACCGUCUCCCCACUUGCUUCGCUCGAGGAGAUGCUCCUUGCCGCAGACGAGACCUUGAAGCACUUCCCUAAUUAUAGAUCCGUAUUGGCAGAGGACUGGCUCCCGGAUAUGAAUUCUCACGUGGUACUGGCGGCGUGCAGGGAGUACGAGUUCGCAAAGGAGCAGCGAGGAAAGGUUGGGUUCAACGGGAUUUUCACCCAGGACCUUGUUCGCACUCUCAAGUCUGGUCACUUGGGAGAAGGAUCGACAUAUGUCGACCUUGCACAAUCCUUGCCUCGCUCGCGCCACCAGACGCCAGUCGUUGCUGGGAAGAACAAAUAUUCGCGAUUGUGGUUCCAAGAUUGAUGGUGCUAGCAAUAUAUGCAUGUGGGAAGCAGGCCUCCCAUUGACAGGUUGGUGUCCGGCGCUGUGUAUGACUCAACUGAUGACCAUGACAAG